CUAGCGUAUAUCUGUUCUUACGACACGGCCGCCCAGUGUUACCGAGUGAUUUACCCUGGACUUUAUAUAUAUAUAUAGUGUGUGGCCAGAUGUAGCCGUGUGUUUACUCCAGCCGUGUGUACUGACCCGUUUAGUCACCCUCGCAGUGUUUACCAUGCGAUUUUAAACUGAAAAUUAACUUUAUUUAUCUAUGAGAUAUUAUUUAACAGAUAAAUUCGAAAGAAAAAAAUUGCCAAAUUUAUUCCAAUGAUUUAUACAGGAGGUGCUCCGGAGAGCAGUAUGGCUUAUAAUCCAUUUUUUCUCCAAAGACCUACCGACUAUAGUUCUUUGUUGGCUCAGCAGCAUUACUUGUCAAACAUAGCCCUUCACUCUCCUAACUAUGCAGCAUCCUUACUACCCAAGCUACAGCAGAGUAUGGGGCGCGGUCCCCUCACCCCCGGGGAUAUGUUCCAUCCUCUCCAUCCCCGCCAGCUCCGGAGUCUGGAGCCCCCGGAGGCUGAUGUCCAGGACGACCCCAAGGUGGAGCUGGAAGGCAAAGACCUUUGGGAACAAUUCCACAAUAUCGGCACCGAGAUGGUCAUCACAAAGUCCGGCCGGCGGAUGUUUCCUCCAUUUAAAGCCAGAGUAUCUGGACUAGACAAGCGAGCCAAGUACAUCCUACUGAUGGAUAUUGUUCCCGUGGACGACUGUCGCUACAAGUUCCACAAUUCCCGCUGGAUGGUGGCCGGAAAAGCGGACCCGGAAAUGCCUAAACGAAUGUACAUCCACCCCGACUCCCCCAACACCGGUGAACAGUGGAUGCAAAAAGUCGUUUCCUUUCACAAACUCAAACUCAGCAACAACAUAUCUGACAAACAUGGGUUUGUAAGUAUCACCAUACUGAAUUCCAUGCACAAGUACCAGCCUCGUUUCCAUUUGGUGCGCGCCAACGACAUCCUCAAAUUACCCUACUCCACAUUCCAAAGCUUUGUCUUUAAGGAGACGGAAUUCAUUGCUGUUACUGCCUACCAAAAUGAAAAGAUAACACAGCUGAAGAUAAACCACAACCCCUUCGCUAAAGGCUUCAGGGAUACCGGAGGCGGCAAACGGGAAAAAAAGAAGCCAGCAGGUGGUCCUCCUCUUUCUCAGUCGGCACAGCAACAUUCGAUCUCACCCGAUAAGGGCCGAGCUGAUGAUCUCCAUAGCGACGACGAAGACAACGAGGACACAGAGAUCUGUGUUGAUGAAAACGACGACGUCACACCUGACGUCAGUUCAGCUAUGGAACUAAAGGACAUUAUGGAAACAGAAAAAGAACGUCAUGCUCUAAAGACAUCCUCUCCCAUCAGCCACCAUUCCAGUGACAAUGAGGAUCGGUCACCGCGCCCUACCCCCCGGGAUGAGGUGUUUCGGCCUGACAUUUCCUCUAGUCUAUCCCCCGUGUCCUCCAUCCCAAACCACAACCAUUCCGACGUGCUAAAUAGCACUCUGAGGAGCAGUCUUGACGGCGGGGACAGCAGUGACGACUCCAUUCGGGACGAUCGCCGUCUUUCGCCCAAGUCUCCCCAUAUAUCGCACAAAUCGGAUUCGGACAUAACAAUACCAAAAGCUCCGAAUAGACCACCAAACGUCACAGUUGUUCAACCCUCCGCCACUCACGCAAUGUUCCCGUUUAUGUAUCCAUCCGCAGGACUAUUCUCAUCCUCGUCAUCACUUCCGUUUCCAUUGGGACAUAUGUUUUUCAACUCGAGUGGUUCAUCACUACCGUUUGCAACUCAGUUACCAUUUUUCGCCUCAGGACAAACAGACAUGAACAACCUACCUACCAAUCACCCACUGUCUCUAUCACUCAACGGGCUUACACCACCUCGUGGUCACAAUCUACUACAACCCGUGUUCUCAACUGGAAGUUCAUCAUUACAAGGAAACGGAAGUUUAUCGCCCUCUGACGGCCCUAGUCUUGGACCAAUUUUCCCUUCUCGUUCUAAUCCACGUUUUACACCAUACUCACUACCGUCCACAAAAACUACAAUGGCCACGUCGACGUCACCGAUAUCAGCAACCGGACAUCCGCUUCGGGACUCUGCCGUCAGCCCCGGAACUGUGUCCCCGCGCAUGAACGGAAUACCUAGUGCUACAUCAUCAACAGCGAGAAGUCCCAUCUCUCUGAACAUUCCAUCUGCUUUUGACACAAACAAUCACAGUAAUGAACUCAGGAAUAUGGAGCGCAUGCUCAGUGGGUUGGAAAGGCAUCGUCUCUACGGAUUGGCUUCGUCAGAGAAAUGACAAAUACCAACCAAGGGGCCUACAUGGCGCCCCUUCGAGUAACCACGGGUAUCUGCCGUCUGUGGCCAUCACAAACUUUAACAAAGAAACUGCAGCAAUGUUGUACUUUGUGAGUGAAUGGCACCACGUGAUGAAGGGCGGUGUGUUGUUGUGACGGUAAUACGACUCGGUAGUCGGAGAUGGACGGUUUACGUCAAAGUGCUUGUUUUAACCGAUAUAACUAUGCAGCAGAUGCUGCGUCAUCGGUGUGACGUCACGCCGCGAUGUAACACUGUCGAGUCAUGAUUGCGUGUACAUGUUUAAGUGUCUGUGAUACGUGCCCUGUACAGGGCGCUAUAGAACUAAGUCAUAUACUGUUUGUUGUCACGGUAACACUUAAGACGGUUCCUGUUGAUAUUGUCAGUGAAGUUUGUUGUUGAUGACGUCACGGCUAGUUGUGUGUGUAUUUAUAAGGACGGUCGGACAGACAGUGGAAUGCUCGUGUUGUGUUUACAGGGCGAUGUGCAAUAUUGCGUUCCUCGUGUACUGAGUUAAAUAAAAUAUGUAUUUAA
This is a messenger RNA of Mizuhopecten yessoensis (Yesso scallop), 2816 nucleotides long. Its product is annotated as T-box transcription factor TBX2-A-like. The transcript is spliced from 6 exons. Gene Ontology annotation, cellular component: nucleus. The record is from RefSeq and is a predicted model, not a curated record. Gene Ontology annotation, molecular function: RNA polymerase II cis-regulatory region sequence-specific DNA binding; DNA-binding transcription factor activity, RNA polymerase II-specific. NCBI's taxonomy places the organism in Eukaryota, Metazoa, Mollusca, Bivalvia, Pectinida, Pectinidae. The coding region runs from base 247 to 2265 and encodes 672 amino acids. Gene Ontology annotation, biological process: regulation of transcription by RNA polymerase II; cell fate specification; positive regulation of DNA-templated transcription.